Molecule: messenger RNA, 129 nt
Organism: Brugia malayi
Lineage: Eukaryota; Metazoa; Nematoda; Chromadorea; Rhabditida; Onchocercidae
Exons: 1
Source: RefSeq, a predicted model, not a curated record
AGUGUUAGGAGCAAAACAGAAGAGAAAAUUGUACGGUCGAAUGCUGCGGUGAAUAUAAUGACUCAUAUGCACUCAGGCGUACCGUCUGUAAUGUUUGUGCACAAAAUGCCGUUGCAGUUUGUAGUCUAA